Molecule: messenger RNA, 861 nt
Organism: Lycium ferocissimum
Lineage: Eukaryota; Viridiplantae; Streptophyta; Magnoliopsida; Solanales; Solanaceae
Product: cysteine-rich repeat secretory protein 38-like
Exons: 1
Coding region: 23-757 (244 amino acids)
Source: RefSeq, a predicted model, not a curated record
CUCAUUUGCCUCCUCAAAAUAUAUGGCUUCCUCAAAAUUAAUCUCUUGUCUAUUAUUUCUUUCAACCAUUGCAAUUCUUGUACAUGUAGUGAUUUCCGCAGGUCCACUCUACCAUUUUUGCUCAAAAUCUGGAAAUUUCACGGCUGAUAGUUACUAUGCACAAAAUUUGAAAAAUAUCUUAGCUGAUCUCAACUCAAAAACUCCACCAACUGGGUUCUCAACUAGCUCAAUGGGAAAAAAACCCGAUCGAUCACACGGGCUUUCACUAUGUCGUGGUGAUGUUUCAAGUGAGGAUUGCAAGUCAUGUGUACUAGAUGCUAGUCAAGAACUUGUAAAACGUUGUCCAUACGACAAAGAAGCCAUCAUAUGGUAUGAUAAUUGUCUCUUGAAAUAUUCUGAUGAUUGUUUCCGAGGGGAAAUCGAUAAUAGGUACAAGUUUUACAUGUGGAAUCGUGCGGUUGUGAGUAAUCCCGAGUAUUUUGAUUCAAAGACCAAGGAAUUGUUGGGAAGCUUGGUUGAUGAAGCGUAUUGGGUGCAAAAUAUGUAUGCAACGGGAGAAAUGAAGAUUGGAGAAAAUGAGAAAUUGUAUGGAUUGGUCGAGUGCACAAGGGAUCUUUCUAACGAGGAAUGUAAGAAGUGUCUUGAGGGUAUUAUUAGUGAACUUCCAAGAUGUUGUGAUGGACAAAAAGGUGGAAGAGAUGUUGGGGGGAGUUGUAACUUUAGAUAUGAAAUGUACCCUUUUGUUAAUACUCCUUAGAAAUUAGAAUAUAUUAUCAAUGCUUAAUAGAUGAUCAUAUGUAUGGAGGGCUUGACUUAAACAUCCAGUAUCAAUGUAAUUUAGUCUAAAUAAUUUGCAAGUCC